Molecule: messenger RNA, 1020 nt
Organism: Hydra vulgaris (swiftwater hydra)
Lineage: Eukaryota; Metazoa; Cnidaria; Hydrozoa; Anthoathecata; Hydridae
Cellular component (GO): nucleus
Molecular function (GO): DNA binding
Source: RefSeq, a predicted model, not a curated record
AUGACUAGUGGUGAUCGAGGAUAUAGUAUAACAAUGAUUGGAGUAAUAAAUGCUGGUGGUGGCUAUAUGCUUCCAAUGUUGAUUUUCCUUCGUAAGAAGUUUAAGGACUUUAUGUUAAAAGGGGCCACAGAAGGUACACUUGGUGGAGCAAACCCAUCAGGAUGGUCAAAUGAAGACUUGUUUCUAGGAUUUUUGAAACAUUUUGUAAAGCACACUCGUUUAAGUAAAGAAAAUCCUUCUAUUCUUUUACUUGACAAUAACGAGAGUCAAAUCUCAAUACCAACAAUCCAUCUAGCAAAAUAUAAUGGGAUUACAAUGGUAACAUUUCAUCUACACAUUAGUCAUAAAAUGCAACCCUUAGGCAGGGGCGUAUUUGGUCCAUUUAAGACAUAUUACAACAAUAAAAUGAGGAAUUGGAUGUUAAAACCAGGCAAUACUGGGAAACCAGCAUCUAUCUAUAAUGUAUCAGAAAUUGUUGGACAAGCUUUUCUCUUAGCUUUUACACCAAACAACAUUACACACAGUUUUCUAGUAAGUGGCCUUCAUCCACUGAAUAAAAACAUUUUUAAAGAUUAUGAGUUCUUGCCAUCCACUAUAACAGAUCGACCGCAACCUGUGUCUGAAGACCAGCCUGGAAACAAAAGUAAGCAUAUUGAAGACUUUUUGAGCAGAUCUAGACCCUCAACUAAUACUGAUGUAACUAGCUGCAGUCUGGCUUCUUUUACAAACCAGAUCAACGCUAACAUUUUAUCUCCUGAUAUUAUUUUACCUUACCCAAAAGCUCAACCACGAAAACAAACUGGAAAAGGUCGUCCUAAGAAAAAGUCUUGCAUUUUAACUUCCAGUCAUGUAACACUUCAAAUUAAAAAAGAAAAAGCUAAAAUUAAAAAAAAAUCUUGCAAUAAAAUGAAACGCAAAACUGAUAAUAAACAACCGGAACCUGUUUUGAAAAAAAAAGCUGAGUUUUACCUUGGAACAAAGUACAGAAUUAGAGGAAAAUGUAGAUUUAGUAUAGGAUAA